AGGGUCGAAGAGGGUAACUGAGAAGAAAGUUUUUUCCCUCGACAAAGUGCCGCACUGAAACCACAAGAACAGCAGACUAUCAAUGGCGAAGAAACGAAGCAGACAACAAAAUCCAGAGCCUUUUAUGGCCGAAGAAUCCGCAUCGGUCUCCAAGAGACGAAACAAACCUUCCAAGCAACACCAGAAAGAAGAGAAGCUUAUAUCAACUGGUAUGAGUUCCAAGAUAUUGAAGGAAGCUUUGAUUCAGCAAAAGGAGGUCCAAGAGGAGGCGGAGGAGCAAAACCCUAACAAACUGGUGUUCGACGAGGAGCCGCCCGCUCUGGCCGCAUACGAAGAAGAGGAUGUGGAUGAGUUUGAUGGAUUUUCAGAGACUCAAAGCCAAUACGGUGGUUAUGAGGAUGAGAGCAAUGAGGAGGAGGAGAAGUUACUUGAGGCUUUCAUGUCAAAGGAUGCUAGUCAACAGCGCACAUUGGCAGACCUCAUUGUUGACAAAAUUAAAGAAAAAGAUGCACAAGUUUCUUCAGAAAUGCGACCCUUGCCUAAAUUGGAUGACUCCGUUAUUGAUCUAUACAAGGGAGUUGGUAGGCUUCUCAACCGAUACACUUCUGGCAAAAUGCCGAAAGCUUUCAAACACAUACCUUCACUGCAACUUUGGGAGGAAGUUCUUUACUUGACUGAACCUGAGAAAUGGUCGCCUAAUGCAAUGUACCAAGCCACAAGAAUCUUUGCUUCCAAUUUAGGUGUGAAGAAAGCCGAACGCUUUUACAAGCUUGUUCUACUCCCACGGGUCAGAGAAGAUAUUCUGAAAAAUAAGAGACUGCAUUUUGCCUUGUAUCAAUCUUUGAAAAAGUCUCUGUACAAACCGGCUGCCUUCAACAAGGGAAUAUUGUUUCCAUUGUGUGAGUCAGGGACUUGCAAUCUGCGGGAAGCUGUUAUUAUAGGGAGCAUUAUUCAAAAGGUUUCUAUUCCUCCGCUUCAUUCAAGUGUUGCAUUAUUGAAGCUUGCUGAGAUGGAGUAUUGUGGCACAACAAGUUUUUUUAUAAAGCUUUUGAUUGAGAAGAAAUAUGCCUUGCCAUAUCGUGUACUUGAUGCAAUGGUUGCUCAUUUUAUGAAAUUCCUCGAGGAUUCAAGGACAAUGCCAGUAAUCUGGCAUCAAUCGCUUCUUGCAUUUGUGCAAAGGUACAAAAACGAAUUGACGAAGGAGGAUAAAAUUAACCUCAACACUCUAGUUGAUACACAAAGGCAUAAAUUAGUUACACCUGAAAUAUGCAGGGAGCUAAAUAGUAGCCGCAAUCGUGGUGAGAAGGAGGACGAUCUUAUGUCAAUAUCAUCUCCUAUUUAUGUGAUUAAUAAAACUAGUAAAGAAGAUUGGUUUGAUAUACCGGACGUGCCGAUGGAAGAGGACUGAAUGUUCAUUUACAGCAGUUACUCUUGAUCUUACAGGUAUUUCCAUGGUUUUCCGGGGAAGGAACCUGCACUCUUUAGAAAUGCACUUAUGGGGAUGCUUUUAGUUGAAGGAAUUGUGAGCAAGCAGAUCUGGUUCGAGUCAGAUGUUGGUUUCUACUACAGUUGAUCGUUAUAGAUUAUACCUUGCCGGUUUAUUGCAUUUGGUUGGCUUCUUAUUUCUUGUUAUGGAAUAGUGUUUCUGAGAAGCUUUCAAUUUUUGACAAAUGACAUUCUUUUUUAUUUUAUAUAAUCCAAUAUUUGACAAAUGAUAUUCUAUUU
Molecule: messenger RNA, 1725 nt
Organism: Cornus florida
Lineage: Eukaryota; Viridiplantae; Streptophyta; Magnoliopsida; Cornales; Cornaceae
Product: bystin
Exons: 12
Coding region: 83-1408 (441 amino acids)
Biological process (GO): rRNA processing
Cellular component (GO): preribosome, small subunit precursor; cytoplasm; nucleolus
Molecular function (GO): snoRNA binding
Source: RefSeq, a predicted model, not a curated record